Messenger RNA from Tribolium madens (black flour beetle), 2311 nucleotides. RefSeq lists its product as uncharacterized. The transcript has 7 exons. The record is from RefSeq and is a predicted model, not a curated record. Bases 212 to 2065 code for a protein of 617 amino acids. Lineage: Eukaryota; Metazoa; Arthropoda; Insecta; Coleoptera; Tenebrionidae.
UCUGUCAAAAGUACAUUUGACGUCCCCUUGAGUUUUGGGAAAAUCGAAAUUAUUUAAAAAAAUUAUAAAUGAAAAACGUAUAUGAUGCUGAAGAUGGUAUGAAUUAAGAAGAAGCAAACAUUUCUGGGCUUACUUGUUUAAACGUGAGGUCCAUAAGGCGCAUCCUGGUCUCAUUUCACGUGCUAAAACCGAUUUGACAAGUUGCAGGGCAAUGGCACAAGCAAUCAAGGGGGCCAUCACGACCCAAAUGAGAAGGUUGUAUCAAGGGGGACCUCGACUUUUUUGCAACUUUUCCAGAAAUCACCUCACAUCAGAACUGACCACGAAAUAUGCCCAAAGUACCGACUUUCUUCUAAAUAAUCUCAAAAAUGCCAACAGUACCAAAAAUAUUUUGGACUUGGUUUCGCAACAUCAGGAUAUCAUGAACAACAAACACGUUAUUCAAGCUUUGCGAAGCUUAUUUACUUUACAAAAGAACGGAAAUUCAGAAAUGUCCACAAAUGAAAUUUUGUCCCAUAGAGAUUUUCGGAAAUUAUGUCGCAAAUUGCGCACUCAAGCUGCAAGUAUUGAGUUGAGUGACAUAAUUGAAGCGUUGAAAGUUGUUUCAUAUGUCGGAGUUCCCGCUGACUCAACUAUUUUCCAAGUUCUUUUGCAAUUAAUCAGACACAACGUCAACAAUCUUAAUUUACAACAAAUUAUCUUUCUCGAAUUUUUGUUAACUCAGUCCAAGUCUUCUCCUCUAGUCGAGGCUCUAAAAAUAGCAUUACCUAUGGUUUUCGAAAUUCAUUUGCCGUUGAAAAUGGACUACGAUAAUGCAGCGCAUUUGGCUGAUUGUUUGUAUUUCGCUUCGCGAAUUACUUUGAACAUUGAAUCAAUCGAAAAACUGGUGAAUGCUUUGAUGGGACAUCGAGAAUUUGAUGUUAAAACCGCCAAAAGUAUAGUUUGGUCAAUUUGUGAUAUGGAACCCGAUGAGAUGUUUAGACCAUUGAUGAAUAGAGCUAUUGAUUCACUCAUUGUACAUUUAGAUGAAUUGAGUUUCAAUGAGGUGGAGACUACUUUGACAAAAUUAAUCAGCCGAUAUAGUCAGAAAUGUACAUAUUUUUACAACGAGACGUUUUACGAUUCGUGCGCGAAUUACGUCAUUGAUAAGGACUUGGGUUUUAAACAGUCGAUUUACAUUCUACGAAAAUUUGGACGCGUUAAUUAUCAUCACAAGUUCAUGUUGGAUUAUAUGUCGAAAAAAGUAUAUGAGGACCCUAAGCUGAUAUCUAAAGGAGACGCUUUAUAUAUUUACAGCAUUGCUGUAUCUACAGCUUUGAGUGAAUAUCGACCCGUUCAUUGGGACACUCUAAAAAACCUCAUUGAAAGAAGUGAGAAUAUUGCAAAUUGCGACAGGAAGGAAAUAAUUUGGAUUAAAUUCGCCGCUGCUUUAUGUUUGCUAGAUAUCUACAAACUAGAUGUUUUGACGAAAUGUCUCAACGAAAAUUUUUUACUUGCCCUGUUCAAUAAGAAAUGGUUCAAGUCUGAUUUUGAAAAUUACGCCACAAUUUGGCAGUGUAUCAAGUUAUUUAAACCUGAAAUGAAUUGUCUGUUGUCAACAAAAUUUGACCCCAAAGAUCUGAUAAAGCAUUUUAAGCAGAAUUUGGAUUUUCCAUUAGAAGGGGCUCUAUAUAAAGCUUUAGGAGGGGAAAAAUACGUCAAAACGGAUCUUUAUUCAAAAAUGGGACUGCAAGUUGAUCAUGUGGUUAUAUUUAGAAAAGGUGGAUAUCCGGUCGCAAUGAACUACUCAGAUGAUUUGGAAUUUGUUGAAGAUAUUGAAGUGCCGUCUGAUCAUCAAUUGGUCGCUAUUCUAGCUUUACGACAUUUUGGAUAUACUUUGAAUAAAAAAAUGAGAAGUAGUACAAAUAUGGCAAUUAGAGCGUUAGAGGCAAGUGGGUGUCAAGCAGUUCCCGUGUGCCUAGAAGUGUGGGAACGUUUACCAGACUUUGAAAAAAUUCCUUAUUUAAUGCAAGCUAUUAAAGAACGGACUGAUAGUGAUUUAAAUGUGUCAGAGAGUGUAAUUUAAAAACAAUAGAUUUUUUUAUUAGAAAAUUGGUUAGAGUUAUUUAUUUGGAAUUAUUCCAGUUAUUAGUGAAUCAAAUGAAAACUAUUUUUUUUUUAAUGUGAAAGUUGGGUUUACGAUUCAAGUUUUGCGUCGUCACAGAAAUAUUAAUUUUAAAGCUGUUAAGGUUAAGGAACUGUAAAUUUGUAUUUGUUUUAUAGUUUCACUAAAAUGUUUAUGUGCAUAAUUUUGUGCAGAAUUUAAGUUACU